Messenger RNA from Glycine soja, 3551 nucleotides. RefSeq lists its product as uncharacterized. The record is from RefSeq and is a predicted model, not a curated record. Gene Ontology annotation, biological process: intracellular monoatomic cation homeostasis. The transcript is spliced from 18 exons. Gene Ontology annotation, cellular component: mitochondrial inner membrane. The coding region runs from base 204 to 2924 and encodes 906 amino acids. Lineage: Eukaryota; Viridiplantae; Streptophyta; Magnoliopsida; Fabales; Fabaceae.
UACUGGUGUGUGAAUGCCUGGCUCUCCACGUAUUCAGAUAAAGCACCCUUCCUGCCACGUCAGCGUUUCCUUCCUUCUCUCUUCUUCAGUUUGGUCACGCCACAAGCUCUUCCACUCUUUCAUUUCACUUGUGAUUUUUUUCUUCUUCCCUCUCUUUCUCUAACAGCAACUCCAUUCUCUCACUCCGAUUCUGCAUCGGCUUCAUGGCAGUUACACUGCGCAGCACCAACAACAACUUGCUUCCGUUAAGCUCUUCGAAUUGUUGGCUUUCGAAAGGCUCCCCUUUUGCAGGGAGAAAAGUGUCAGACUUACAUUGCGUACUAUUGAGUAAAUGGGGGAGUUCAAGAAAGGGAUGCCUCAUACGACAUGAUGUUUUAUCGAGCAGUAAUUAUGGUCUGUUGGGCUUUAGAAAAUGCUAUUUGGUUAUUUCUAAACCUAGAAGGGGGGCGCACCUGUUACCAUUUGCCUCCUCUGAUGAUGGUGUGACUGUCAAUGGGAGCCUCCAAGCUAGCACCGGUACUGACCUAGAAAAAAUGAGGGUGGAACUGAAUAGAUCACUGGAAGAUGAAGAGUUUUGCGAUGGACUUGUCCAAGCUUUAUAUGAUGCAGCCAGGGUUUUUGAACUGGCAAUUAAAGAACAUAAAUCGUUCUCACGAAUGUCCUGGUUAUCAACAGCCUGGCUUGGGGUAGACCAAAAUGCAUGGGUGAAGGCACUGUCUUGUCAGGCUGCUGUGUACUCCUUAUUGCAAGCUGCAAGUGAAAUUUCAUCUCAAAGUGACGGUAGAGGCAGAAAUGUUAAUGUAUUUUUUCAAAGGAGUUUGCUAAGGCUAUCUGCUCCCCUGGAGAGUUUAAUUAGAGAAAAAUUAUCAGCCAAACACCCUGAAGCAUAUGAAUGGUUUUGGUCUGAGCAAGUACCAGCUGCAGUAGCAUCCUUUGUUAAUAAGUUAGAAGGGGAUGGACGCUUUACUGCUGCCAUUGCAUUGUCUGGAAAAAAUAUGGGUUUAAGCAGUGCAAGUGACAUAUCACUUCUUCUGCUUGCACUAACAUGUAUUGCUGCAAUUGCUAAACUUGGUCCGUCAAGAGUUUCUUGUUCGCAAUUCUUUUCAAUGAUCACAGAGAUAUCCGGUAGUUUGAUGGACAUGAUGGUUGGUUUGAUUCCUGUAAGUCAAGCAUAUAAUUCUAUAAAAAAUAUUGGUCUGCACAGAGAAUUUCUUGUACAUUUUGGUCCUCGGGCUGCCUCAUGUAGAGCAAAAGAGAAGUGGGGUUCAGAAGAGGUUGUUUUCUGGGUAAAUCUUGCUCAGAAGCAGCUACAGCAAGCUAUUGAUAAGGAAAAAAUAUGGUCAAGAUUGACAACAUCUGAAAGUAUUGAGGUCUUGGAGAAGGAUUUGGCUGUUUUUGGGUUCUUUAUUGCUUUAGGCAGAAGUACAAGGUCAUUUCUUUUGACAAAUGGUUUUGAUACUCUAGAUGAUCCAAUUGAAGAUUUCAUCAGGUAUCUUAUUGGAGGCAGUAUUUUAUACUACCCUCAGCUCUCAUCCAUUAGUUCAUAUCAAUUGUACGUAGAGGUAGUUUGUGAAGAGUUGGAUUGGCUUCCAUUUUAUCCGGGAAUCACCAGCGUUACAAAACAAUCUCAUAUGCAUAGAAGUAAACAUGAAGGUCCUCCCAAUGCUGAAGCAGUGCGCCAAGCUUUUGAUGUUUGCUCUCAUUGGAUGCAGAGCUUUAUUAAAUACAGUACAUGGCUGGAGAGCCCUUCAAAUGUGAAAGCAGCUGAGUUUCUGUCGACAGGGCACAAGAAGUUGAUGGAAUGCAUGGAAGAACUUGGGAUGAUUAGGGAUAAGGCAUUGGAGACCGAAGGCAAGAAAGCAGCUCAUAGACGUAGAUCUACAGUUCAGUCAACUAUAAAAGAGUCAGGUUCUUUUGAUGAGGCAUUGAAAAGUGUUGAAGAGACUGUUGUAAGACUUGAAAAGUUGCUUCAAGAGUUGCACGUAUCAAGCUCUAGUUCUGGAAAAGAGCAUUUGAAAGCAGCCUGUUCUGAUUUGGAGAAAAUACGAAAACUUUGGAAAGAAGCUGAAUUCCUGGAGGCAUCUUUUAGAGCAAAAGCUGAUUCUCUGCAAGAGGGGGUUGACAGUGGUCGGACCUACUCACCAGUUGGUGAAGAGGAGGAGUAUAUAAAAGGGAAAAGCAAAAAGAAUCCUAAUGUAAGGGUGGACAGGAGCAAAAGAAAUGUUGGGAAAUCCCGUGGAUUCUGGAGCAUCUUUGGACGUCCUGUCACCAAAAAGCCUGGCUUGGAGUCUGAUGCGGAUCCUUAUGAAAACAAUAUUGAACAGUCUGCACCAAACGUAGGGGUUGUGGACCAAGAACCCAAUGAAAUCCGCCGCUUCGAGCUUCUGCGAAAUGAGCUAAUAGAACUUGAGAAACGAGUUCAAAGAAGUGCCUAUCAAUCAGAAAAUAAUGAAGAUUUACUGGUUAUUGAUGAUGGUGCCCCUUAUAGCGAUGAUGCUGGGGGUGUUCAGAUGGUCAGGGUUGAGAAGAAAGAAAAUAUCCUGGAAAAAUCUUUUGGCAAACUAAAAGAAACAGGAACGGAUGUUUGGCAAGGAACUCAGCUGCUCGCUAUUGAUGUUGCUGCUGCCAUGGGUUUACUUAGAAGGGCAUUGAUAGGGGAUGAAUUGACCGAGAAGGAGAAGAAAACACUUAAAAGAACCUUGACUGACAUGGCUUCGGUUGUUCCUAUUGGUGUUUUGAUGCUUCUUCCAGUUACUGCCGUUGGUCAUGCAGCAAUGUUGGCUGCUAUUCAGAGAUAUGUGCCAUCUCUAAUUCCAUCCACUUAUGCACCAGAAAGGUUAGAUCUCUUGAGGCAGCUUGAGAAAGUAAAGCAAAUGACAGCCAGUAAUAUGGGCUCAGAUGAGGAAGUGGAUGAAGAUAAAUGAUCAGAAGCAAUGCCGAUUUAUGUAUAGCUAGCGAAACUAUUCUUUGUGAUCUGAUGAAAAUUGGACUGCUUUGUUAUCCUCUUUCUGGAAAAAAUUUGUUGAUGCCAAAUUUCUCAGAUAGAAGUUGAGCAUAGAGAAGUUCAUUCCACGUGUCUGGCACCCCUGGUAAGCACCAGUGGCUGCAAUCCUGUGGGGCAUCAGGUGGAGUGCCCGGUUCCCGGUACUUGGAAGGGUGACCGUCUUUCCUCAACUCUGAAAGAUAUGUGAUGUUCAAAAAGUGGACUUUCCUGCUCUCGUGUUGCAUCUGUUUGACAACACCAGAAACAAAUAUGUUAUAAUAUGGUUCAAUUUCAAGUUUUGUAGGGUCAUUUUCUGGCUCUGUUUCCAUGUCACACUCUCCUCCAUCAUUCCACGUGCCAUUCCUGUAUAGUAAAGACUUGUCCAAAUGUAAGCAUGCCAUCCAAAUCCCCUCCCCCCAAUACAUAUAUUUUAGAUCUAUUCUAAUAAAGAUCAGUACAGUAUUUGUGAAAAGAAAAGUGGGGGGACUGGGAAACUGGUUUCAUAUUCAUAAUUGAUGUCUAACUUUUAGUUAAGUUAUCAUCUAAGUUUGACUAUCUUUUCUGUAUU